Molecule: messenger RNA, 2523 nt
Organism: Triticum turgidum subsp. durum (durum wheat)
Lineage: Eukaryota; Viridiplantae; Streptophyta; Magnoliopsida; Poales; Poaceae
Source: the annotation of a GenBank genome assembly
AUGGAGGGGAAGCACAUGGUGAUGUCGGCGGUGGGGAUCGGGAUAGGCGUCGGCGUGGGGCUGGGGCUGGCAUCCGCGCCGUGGUCGGGCGGAGGGUCUGGAGGCCCGGCGCGGGCCGGGGUGACGCUGGAGCGGGUGGAGCACGAGCUCCGCCGCCUCGUCGUCGACGGCAGGGACAGCAAGGUCACCUUCGACGAGUUCCCAUACUACCUCAGUGAGCAAACACGCGUCGUGCUGACGAGCGCCGCGUACGUCCACCUGAAGCAAGCAGAGAUCUCCAAAUACACCAGGAAUCUCGCCCCUGCUAGCCGCGCGAUUCUGCUGUCAGGCCCUGCAGAGCUUUACCAGCAGAUGCUCGCCAAGGCGCUCGCGCACUAUUUCGAAGCCAAAAUCCUCCUGCUGGAUCCUACAGAUUUUCUCAUAAAGCUUCACGGCAAAUACGGCACCGGUAGCAGCGAACAGUCUGUUACAAGAUCCAUCUCCGAGACGACUCUUGAAAAGAUGUCUGGAUUACUCCAGUCUUUUACGAUGACUCCACAGAAGGAGCAAUCCAGAGGAGGUAUGCGUAGACAAAGCAGUAUGACCGACAUGAAAUUAAGGAGCUCUGAAAGUACAAACAGCAUGCCCAGGCUCAGAAGAAAUGCAUCUACUUCAUCCGAUAUGAGUAGCCUGGCAUCGCAAGGCCCUCCAAGCAAUUCAGCUCCUCUCAGACGUUCUAGUAGCUGGACUUUUGAUGAGAAAAUGCUGGUGCAAGCGUUAUACAAGGUUCUGCAUAAAGUAUCUAAGAAGAGCCCAAUUGUCCUCUACAUAAGAGAUGUCGAGAAGUUUCUUCAGAAGUCCCCCAAAAUGUUUCUUUUAUUUGAGAAACUACUGGCCAAGCUUGAAGGGCCAGUGCUACUUCUCGGUUCAAGGAUUGUGGAUAUGGACUUUGAUGAUGAUGAGCUGGAUGACAGGCUAUCUGCUUUAUUCCCAUAUAACAUAGACAUCAAGCCGCCCAAAAAUGAGAAUUGCCUUGUAAGCUGGAACUCCCAGUUAGAAGAAGAUAUGAAGAUUAUUCAGUUUCAAGAUAAUCGGAACCAUAUCACGGAAGUCCUUGCAGAGAAUGAUCUCGAGUGUCUUGAUUUAGGCUCAAUAUGUCUAUCCGAUACAAUGGGCCUCAGUAAGUAUAUUGAGGAGAUUGUGGUAUCUGCAGUUUCUUACCACUUGAUGAAUCAUAAAGACCCAGAGUACCGGAAUGGAAAACUAAUUCUAUCUGCUAAAAGCUUGUCCCAUGCAUUGGAAAUUUUUCAAGAGAACAAGGUGUGCGAUAAGGACACCAUGAAGUUGGAAAGACAUACUGACGCUCGAAAGAUUGCUGAAAAGGGAAUUGCUCCGACUGCUGCAAAAUUGGAAACAAAACCUGCAACUUUGCUGCCACCAGCAGCUCCUGCUGCCGCUACUCCAGCUCCUCCUCCUGAGAGCAAAACAGAACCAAAGAAACCAGAGAAUCCACUUCCACCUGCAAAAUUACCAGAAGUGCCCCCGGAUAAUGAGUUUGAAAAGCGCAUCAGACCAGAAGUGAUACCCGCGAAUGAAAUUGGAGUUUCAUUUGAUGAUAUCGGUGCAUUGGAAGAUAUCAAAGAAUCCCUUCAAGAGCUUGUCAUGCUACCCCUCCGACGGCCAGAUCUCUUCAAGGGGGGUCUUCUUAAGCCCUGUAGAGGUAUAUUACUCUUUGGUCCUCCUGGAACUGGCAAGACGAUGCUAGCCAAGGCUAUUGCAAAUGAAGCUCAAGCAAGUUUCAUAAACGUAUCGAUGUCGACUAUCACAUCAAAGUGGUUUGGUGAAGACGAAAAGAAUGUUAGAGCAUUGUUCACUUUAGCUGCUAAAGUAUCGCCCACUAUCAUUUUCGUCGAUGAGGUUGAUAGCAUGCUUGGGCAGCGAAACAGAGCUGGAGAGCAUGAGGCAAUGAGGAAGAUUAAGAAUGAGUUUAUGACACACUGGGAUGGUCUCCUGUCAAGACCAGAUCAAAAAAUUCUUGUUCUUGCUGCGACCAACCGUCCUUUUGAUCUUGACGAGGCUAUCAUCAGAAGGUUUGAGCGCAGAAUCAUGGUCGGCUUACCAUCAGUGCAAAAUCGGGAAAUGAUUAUGAAGAGGCUUCUGUCGAAGGAGAAAGUUGAUGAAGGACUAGAUUAUAAGGAACUAGCAACCAUGACUGAAGGAUACACUGGCAGUGAUCUCAAGAACCUUUGCACAACGGCGGCAUAUCGCCCUGUGAGGGAACUGAUACAGAAGGAAAGGAAGAAGGAACUGGAGAAGAUGAAACUGGAAAAAGGAGGCAGUCCACUAGAUCCUUCAAAGAUAAAACAAAAAGACAAGGAGAUCAUUCUAAGGCCAUUAAACAUGGCAGAUUUGAAAGAAGCAAAGAACCAGGUGGCGGCGAGCUUUGCUGCUGAAGGUUCCAUAAUGGGUGAGUUGAAGCAAUGGAAUGAUUUGUAUGGUGAAGGCGGGUCGAGGAAGAAGGAGCAGUUGACAUACUUCCUGUGA